This is a messenger RNA of Microthlaspi erraticum, 2004 nucleotides long. The record is from the annotation of a GenBank genome assembly. Lineage: Eukaryota; Viridiplantae; Streptophyta; Magnoliopsida; Brassicales; Brassicaceae.
AUGUUGUCUCUUCUUCUUCCUCUGAUCUCAUUACUAAUCCAUAUCCAAUGCCUCACCGUUGAGUCGCAACCGGUUCCGCUAAAGCAAAUCUGCUCAAACGUCACAGGCAACUUCACCGUGAACACCCCUUACGCCGUCAACCUCGACCGUCUCAUCUCCUCUCUAUCAUCUCUCCGGCAGAACGGUAACGGAUUUUACAACAUCUCAAUCGGAGACUCCGAUGGAAAAGUCAACUCAGUCUUACAGUGUAGGGGCGAUGUCAAACCCGAAGACUGCAUCAACUGUGUCGCAAUGGCUGGAAAAAGACUAGUCACAUUGUGUCCGGUUCAGAAAGAAGCGAUCAUAUGGUACGACAAAUGUACGGUUAGGUACUCAAACCGGACAAUCUUCAACUUAUUGGAGAUUUACCCUCAAACAAGCAUAACCGGAACAAGAAACUUCACCGGAGAUCGUGAUGCUUGGGAGAAAUCAUUAAGGGAUUUACUUGAAGGGCUUAGAGGCAGAGUCUCCGUGAUUGGUCGGAGAAAGAAGAAUUUUGUCGUCGGAGAAACGAGCGGGCCGUCGUUUCAGACAUUGUACGGCCUGGCUCAGUGCACGCCUGAUAUUUCGGAAGAGGACUGCUCGUAUUGUCUGUCUCAGGGUGUUGCAAAGAUUCCGAGCUGUUGUGAUAUGAAAACGGGUAGUUAUGUGUUGUCUCCGAGCUGUUUAUUGGCUUAUGCUCCAUGGAGAUUCUAUGAUCCAGUGGACACUGAUGAGCCAAGCUCAGUGCCUUCGACGCCGUCACGGCCUACUAAGAAUGAGACGAGAAGUGUCGCACAAGGGGAGAAAAACAGAGGUGUACCUAAAGCUUUGAUCUUUGCGGUUGUCUCAGCUGCACUUGUUGUCUUAGUUGUAGUAUUAUUAGUCAUUUUCAUAAGAUGCAGAACGAAGAAUAAGAGGAAGACAAAUAAUGAAGAACGAAAACUUGAAGAAGACAUAAGCACAGAUUCAAUGAGAUUCGAUUUCACUAUGUUACAAGAUGCAACAAGUCAAUUCUCACUCGAAAACAAACUUGGAGAAGGUGGAUUUGGAGCAGUUUAUAAGGGAGUACUUAUUGACGGACAAGAAAUAGCAGUGAAAAGGUUGUCGAAAAAUGCACAACAAGGUGAAACCGAAUUCAAGAACGAGUUCUUGUUGGUGGCAAAACUUCAACAUCGUAAUCUCGUCAAGCUCUUAGGUUACUCAAUAGAAGGAUCCGAAAGGCUUCUCGUCUAUGAGUUCCUCCCACACACCAGUCUCGACAAGUUCAUCUUCGAUCCGAUAGAGGGUAAGGAAAUGGAGUGGGAAAUAAGAUACAAGAUCAUAGGAGGUGUAGCGAGAGGACUUGUUUAUCUUCAUCAAGAUUCUCGACUGCGGAUUAUUCACCGUGAUCUUAAAGCUAGUAACAUCUUGCUUGACGAAGAAAUGACCCCGAAGAUCGCAGAUUUUGGAAUGGCUAGGCUUUUCGAUAUCGACCACACAACUCAACGCUACACCAAUAGGAUCGUCGGCACUUUUGGAUACAUGGCUCCAGAGUAUGUAAUGCACGGACAGUUCUCGUUUAAGACAGAUGUUUACAGUUUCGGAGUUUUGGUUCUUGAGAUCAUCAGUGGUAAGAAGAACAGCUGUUUCAGCAAUGAGGACAGCAUGGAAGAUCUCCUUAGCUUCGCAUGGAGAAAUUGGAAGGAAGGCGUUGCUUUGAAUCUUGUGGACAAGGUUUUGAUGACAAUGUCAAGCUAUUCAUCGAAUAUGAUCCUGAGAUGCAUAAACAUUGGUCUUCUCUGUGUCCAAGAGAAAGUUAAAGAGAGGCCAAGCAUGGCUUCGGUUCUUCUCAUGUUAGAUGAACAUACUCUUGCUCUUUCAGAACCUUCAAAGCCUGGUUUUUUCUCACACAGCGACAUGGUAUCUGAUACUUCUUCUUCUUUAGGACUUAAUAAUGCAAAAACUUCAAACUAUAAUUCCAACACUGAGUUGUAUCUUCGGUGA